CAGACAUCCAAAGAAAGAAGUUAAAAAAGGAAAAGAAUAUAAAAAACAGGUGACAUAAGUGUAGAUGUGAUUCAUGAAAUAAUGACAAAUUAGUAGAGUACUACUUGCAUGGUUACUUCCUAUAAGUAUGCAUCGCCACAUAUCUUGGAUCUUUAUUUUUCAUUUUAUUUUUGACAAAGGGUCUAUCUUUAUUUAAUUAUUACUGAAGAAAUUGAGUAUAAGAGAGAGAGAGAGAGAGAGAGAGAGAGAGAGAGAGAGAGAGAGAGAGUUAAGUGGUUAAGUUGGACGAAAUGGGGUUCUGGAAUAUGUUAGAAGUGGCCUCUAUGCCCAUCUUAGAAGUUCUGAUAGUGAGUUUGAUUGGAGCUUUCUUGGCUUCUCACUAUUCUAAUCUUCUUCCUCUUCAUAUGUUAUCUUCCUUGAACAAGCUUGUGUUCGUGGUUUUCUCUCCUUGUUACAUUUUCGCCAGUCUAGUUCAGACCAUUACUCUUGAAGAUCUUAUUUCAUGGUGGUUUAUGCCACUCAAUAUCUUGCUUACCUUUGUAAUAGGAGGGAUACUUGGAUGGAUAGUGGUGAAGAUUACAAGGCCUAAACCUCAUCUUGAAGGUCUCAUCAUAGCCACUUGCUCUGCAGGUAACUUGGGUAACCUGGUGAUCAUAAUUGUGCCUGCUAUCUGCAACGAAACUGGAACCCCAUUUGGUGACACCAACAAAUGCCGUUCUGCUGCUCUCUCCUAUGCAUCCUUCUCUAUGGCACUAGGUGGGUUUUACAUCUGGACUUACACUUAUCACCUUAUUAGAACAUCAUCUAUAAAAUUUAAAGCACUAGAAGCAUCCCAAUCUCAAGCUCAGCCCCAACAGGAGGAGAUCACAAAGACACCCAAUGCAGAUCUAGAUGGAGAUCACCAAACUCACCUUCUUACCAAUACCAACAAGGAUAAUAAUGAUGAUGAUCAUCAUCAUCAUCUUGAUUUUAUAGUAUCAGAAAUCAACACUACUACAACAACUACUGAACUAGAGCACAUAUCAUCAUUAUCAUCAGGGAGUAGAGUUGGUCAAAUUCUUCACAUGAUAAGAGAGGAGUUAUUGGCACCCCCAACCAUUGCAGUGUUUGUGGGACUAUUGUUUGGGGCAACCAAGUGGCUCAAAAAUCUGAUAAUUGGCCCAAAUGCACCGCUGCGUGUGAUCCAAGGCUCGGCUCAAUUGCUGGGGGAUGGAACACAACCAUGCAUCACCCUUUUACUAGGAGGGAACCUCAUUCAUGGUAACAAAACAAGUAUAAAAGCAAAGGUAUUGAUAGGAGUGAUUUGCAGCCGGUACAUACUACUUCCUGGGAUUGGGAUUUUGAUAGUUAAAGGAGCAAACCAACUUGGAUUGUUGCCCUCAGACCCUUUGUUUCUGUACCUGUUAAUGCUGCAGUUCACACUUCCUCCAGCCAUGAAUAUUAGUACCAUGACACAACUCUUCAAUGUUGCCCAAGAAGAAUGCUCACUCCUCUUCCUCUGGACCUAUUUGCUGGCAGCUCCUGCUCUCACCAUUUGGUCCACCAUUUACAUUUCCAUUUUGUCACAUCACUAAAUCACACAUUAUACAUAUAUGUUAUGUGUUAUUAUAUAUAAGUUGUUGUAGUUAAGAACAUAUAUAAAUUUAUUACUAGCUAAUACUAAAUUCCAAGCAGAACAAA
This is a messenger RNA of Cannabis sativa, 1680 nucleotides long. Its product is annotated as protein PIN-LIKES 7. NCBI's taxonomy places the organism in Eukaryota, Viridiplantae, Streptophyta, Magnoliopsida, Rosales, Cannabaceae. Gene Ontology annotation, biological process: endoplasmic reticulum to cytosol auxin transport. The transcript is spliced from 8 exons. The coding region runs from base 291 to 1574 and encodes 427 amino acids. The record is from RefSeq and is a predicted model, not a curated record. Gene Ontology annotation, cellular component: membrane.